Heterobasidion irregulare TC 32-1 is the source of this 552-nucleotide messenger RNA. RefSeq lists its product as uncharacterized. Bases 1 to 552 code for a protein of 183 amino acids. NCBI's taxonomy places the organism in Eukaryota, Fungi, Basidiomycota, Agaricomycetes, Russulales, Bondarzewiaceae. The record is from RefSeq and is a predicted model, not a curated record. The transcript has 2 exons.
AUGGGCGGUACUAUUGCAACUGUCUCGCACACUGCGGCUCUAAGAACCGGCCCUCUUCAUGAGAUCGCCAGGCAGUCUGACCCGGCAUCCAUUGGGACCCGUAGCACCGGUCAUUUGGUAGCCUCCCUGGCCAUAUCCGCACGUUCCGCUCAUGCUGUUCCUGUAUGGGACCGUGACAGUAUGAGACCGCCACACACUUCUCAACCCUCUGUAGGCCCCGUCAUCCUAUCCGCCAUAGAUGCUCACAAUAUCCAAGCUGGCACGACGUUGGGCCAAGACCCGGCAGCUUCUGCAGGCCCCGUAAUGCCCUCCGCCACAUACGCUCGCGAAACCGAAGCUGGCACGUUGUUCGGCCAAGGCCCGGAAGCCUCUGCAGGCCCCGUAAUGCCAUCUGCCGCAGACCCUCACGGAACCGAAGCCAGUGCGUCGUUCAGCCAAGACCCUGCAGCCCUUCCUGUCAAUGACGUUGACCCGGACAGCAGGCGUGUACUGCCACUCCCAGCAAUCUCAGUGAGAAAGGAUAUACCUCCAUACGUUAUGCAGCACACAUAA